This is a messenger RNA of Anoplopoma fimbria (sablefish), 3731 nucleotides long. It is a transcript of the gene parp12a, whose product is annotated as poly (ADP-ribose) polymerase family, member 12a. The transcript is spliced from 11 exons. Gene Ontology annotation, molecular function: metal ion binding; NAD+ poly-ADP-ribosyltransferase activity. The record is from RefSeq and is a predicted model, not a curated record. The coding region runs from base 72 to 2150 and encodes 692 amino acids. NCBI's taxonomy places the organism in Eukaryota, Metazoa, Chordata, Actinopteri, Perciformes, Anoplopomatidae.
CCCGUCCUGAGGCGUCGCUCUACGUGGGAGUAGCCCAGUCAAUCCUAACAACUCUCGAAACUCUCCUCAGGAUGACUUCGGUCAUCUCUAAGUUUGUCAUAAAGACCCUGUGCGACCACCAGGGAUGUUUGGACUACAAGCGGCUGGAAGAGAAGAUCGCACAGGACUUCACUGUAGCGAAACCGGUCCUUCAGAGCGUCCUGUUCGACGACGGCAAAAUAGCCAUCCGGGAAGGCAAACUGAAGCUCGACGGCUCACACAUCAUCAGCCAGGACAGUCUGGUAGUGGCUAAAACCAGCCUGCGGAUCUGCCAGAAGAAACCCGGAGAGUGCUCUCAGUGCGACGCGCUACACCUGUGCAGGUACUACGUGUGCGGAGACUGCUCGUUCGGGCUCAAGUGUAAGAAUCCCCAUAGCCUGGCUUAUGCGUACAAUGUGGAGCUUUUGAAAAGAUAUGGUCUUCAAGAUUUGACUGAGAAACAGCUGUUCCAGCUGUUACUGCAGAAUGAUCCUUAUCUGCUUCCUCAGAUCUGCCCACAUUACAACAGGGGCGAUGGUUUGCACGGUUCCUGCAAAUUCACCACCUCAUGCACCAAGAUUCACAUCUGCCAGCACUAUCUCCAGGGUGACUGCAAGUUUGGCUCUUCCUGUAAGAGAUCCCAUAAUGUUAAUGCGCAAGGAACAAAAGUUCUCCGAGGAGUCAGUCAGGAGAAUGUUAAUAACCUUCUUGAGAUCUACAGAAAUAAAUCCAUCAUCCUGGGUCAACAGGAGAGACAAGCUAUUGCUGUUCCCGUGCCGCCAGAGGUGAGACCCCCCUCUCAGCAGCUUUGCCCAAAACAAACCGGAUCCACUGUUUCUGCUUCUGCAUCUAAACCCAUGAGCGAUGCUGAAAGGAAUGAAAUCUGCCUCUUCUUCAUUCGCAGACACUGCAGCUUCAAGGACAAGUGUGCCCGUGUCCAUUGGCACCUGCCUUACAGAUGGCAGGUGUUAGACAGCGAUGGUGUGACCUGGAAGGACCUGCCUAAUAUGGGAGACAUUGAGGAAGCCUACUGUAACCCAGCAAAUGACACAAGCUGCACUGAUGCAGCACCGGCCGCCUUAGGGUUUUUCAGAUUCUUGACUCUUCAAAGUUCUCAAACCACCCCCUCAGCCGACUUCAUGACGAUGACAUAUGGAGGGUCUCCAGUUCGUCGCCUGUCCACUGCCUCCUCUGUGUCAAAGCCACCUCACUUCAUUCUUACAACACAGUGGCUCUGGUACUGGAAGGAUGACAGCGGGAUAUGGCUGGAGUUUGGACAGAAUGACGCUGGCGGACCAGCCUCCGUCACUUCUCAAACUCUGGAGAAUGUGUACCUGGCAGACAGAGAUACAGAGAUUCCCUUUGGUGCUGGCAAACAGCAGUAUGUCCUCCACUUCAAAGGUGCAGCGAUGUAUCAGCAGAAUGUAAAAUACAAAACCAAGAGAGAGGUCAGAAGGAGGCCUAGCUUUGUGUCUGCUCACGAUGUGGAGGUCAAGCUAAAGAGCGCAUCAUCACAAAGCUCCAGUUCCUCCACAGCUGAAAGUUUCCCAGCCCAUUGGGACACGACUGCCCAGCCGGAUUUUGGAUACAAGCUCGUACGCCUCUCCAAAUCUGCGAAGGAGUAUGUUAUGAUUGAGAAGCUGUUCAAGCUCACCAUGCCCCAGGGUAAAAUUAACAACAUCCAGAGGAUCCAGAACCCCUCUCUGUGGAAAGUCUUUCAGUGGCAGAAAGAGCAGAUGAAGGAGAGGAACAAAGCUAAAUCUGUGAAUGAGCAGUACUUGUUCCACGGGACAGAUGAGUCCCUGAUUGAGGCCAUCUGUGAACAGAACUUUGACUGGAGGAUGUGUGGUGUCCAUGGCACGGCCUACGGCAAAGGGAGUUACUUUGCCAGAGACGCGUCCUACUCAGACAGAUAUGCCAGGGCCAAAAGGUGCCUGAACAAGAUCAUGUUUGUUGCUCUGGUCCUGAUAGGGGAGUACACCAAGGGAAGCAGCAGCUUUGUCCGGCCCCCGCUGAAAGGAAACGGCACAACCCUCUACGACAGCUGUGUUGACUGUGAGAGCGACCCCAGCAUCUAUGUUGUCUUUGAAAAACAACAGAUUUAUCCAGAGUAUGUUGUCGACUACUCAUAAAUUACAUUGCUCUUGUUUCCUGGGUUCGAAUGGUUAGCAGGUAAACUUAUUAUGGGAUGCGAUUCACAUUGACUCCGAUUAGUUAGUGGCUUUGGUAAAGGUUCGGCGAUUUUCACAGUGGUGGGAGAAGUAUCUUUACCACAAAUAUAAGUUCUUCAUUCAAUAGCUGACUUAAGUAAAAGAACAAUCAAUCAUUUUAUUUACUCAUUACAUUACAAUAUUCUUUUCUUAACAUUAGAAGUGUAAAGUAGGUAAAAGUGUGAUUAUUGCAGUGUGUCUUGAUGAGUUUGUGUACUUAUUGCCGAAAAAAUAAUGCUUUUUCUUGGUCAAUGUCUAUUAUGAUUGGAAUCUAUGUGGUUGAGACCAGAUUGUCUGCUGCAGGUUGUUCAUGCAAGGCUAAAUGAAGGACAAUGAGGGGGACUAAUAAUCUGGUCAGAUAUAGAAUGAACUGGUUGUUAUGUAAUUAAUAUAUCACAGAUUGCCAUUAAAGUAAUUGCCUGUCACAAAAGCUUGAUUCGUUAUAGUCAGAAGGCUGAGAGGACGACUACUCUCUCUAUUUUUUGAGCGGUCUUUCUUGCUUUUAGGAUGUAAAAAGUUCUCUUUACAGAUGUAAUUUUGUAUAAAUGGGUUUGCAACCAGACUGACAAUUGAAAGGGUAGAAAGCAGCAAAGAUCCCUUCCAGCAACAGUUGAAUAAGAAUAGAAUAAAUCAGCAAUCAUUGCUAAAAGAAGCAUCAAAAUGUGUGCAGAUUUAAAUAAGAACCGGUUCCUGUUUCAGUGUCAAGUGCACAAUAAUGCCCAUAACAAGCUGUAAUACUAAGAUGUGUUUACUAUUGACCGACAAAACACAGUUUAACCUCUUCAAUCUAACCACUGAGAAAACUGCAGAGGGCCCAAAGAAAAGCAGCUUCCAAUAUUUAGAGCACAAAUGCAGGUACUGUUGUGGGUCAAUAAUAGGACCGGAAAACCAAUUAAAAAAUGUUUUAUUUUUCAAAUGUCAGUAUGUUCGCCUAUCAAGUAACACUGUAGGGACAUCAGAUAAAUGUUUGUGAAAAGUGAAAGUUUUAAUUAUUCCAUAACUACUUUAAUUGUAAAUACUACAUUUGUCUCUGUUAAAAAAGACAUAAUUGAAGUAAAGAAGAAAUACAUCAAUUUAACGGGUGACUUUUUAACGUCACUGAAUAACAAUACAACAGAGAGAAAUCUCAUCACACGUGUUUAUUUAGUUACACACCAGUGGCAUUUGACCCAUUAUAAAUGUAUAUAAUUCAAACAGGCACUUUGAGGCCUCUUGCCCUUUAAUCACAGCUGCUGAAAUAUACAUUUUAACUCUUAGAUACAUUUCAAUUAAUCAUCAGUAAAUCACUUUUAUUGUAUACAUUCACCAUUCAAAUUAAUUCAGGGCUCGAUUCUCAAGCAAGUCAAAAUAACUCCCAAACACUGGCUGAAAUUCUAAAUAAGAUUUGCCUACCUGCAUGAUAAAUAGUUAUGUAAUUUUUUCCAAUGUACAAUGUAUAUGUUCUCCCUGAAGGAUAAUGAAAGAGGUCACCAAGAGAAACGUGAUUAAAUGCCUUUACUACAA